This is a messenger RNA of Oncorhynchus keta (chum salmon), 3979 nucleotides long. Its product is annotated as kinesin-like protein KIF1C. The record is from RefSeq and is a predicted model, not a curated record. NCBI's taxonomy places the organism in Eukaryota, Metazoa, Chordata, Actinopteri, Salmoniformes, Salmonidae. The transcript is spliced from 2 exons. The coding region runs from base 33 to 1076 and encodes 347 amino acids.
UCAUCCCUCUUCUCUCUUCUCAGGAGGAGGACAUGGAAAAUGACGAGGAGGAAGGGGGCGGUUCCCAAUGUGAUGGUGACGGGGUCGAUGAUGACGGACAGCCCAAUCCACCCAAUGAGAAGAGAGUAGUUAAGCUGAUGACAGACGACCCAGCCUUUAGACGAGGGAGGAUGAGGUGGCUGAAACAGGAACAGACCCGACUACAGAACCUUCAACAACAGAAUAUUACUAAAAGACUCAGACAGAACACCCAGAACUCCCCAACCCCCAACACCCCUCUGGUCCCAGUGCACCCCCCCCCUGUGGUCCACCUCCCCGGGACCGGCCGCUUCAUCCCCCCACAGGACUGUAAACUCAAGUUCCCCUUCAAGAGCAACCCCCACCACCGUCUCUCAUGGAGCCCUGCCACUGCCCUGAUGAUGCUGGGGGAGGGGGGGUUAGAUGGAGAGUGGGAGGAGCGGGCAGAGGGAGGUGGUGGAAAAGCAACUCCCUCUCCUCCUCCUCCUCCUGCUGCUCUCCUCCCACUCCCCUUCCAGAUGGUCCCUAGAGGCCACACCCCCUCCCCACAGCGCACCUGGCAACAACCACAACAGCAACGUAGCAACAGUAACCAUGGGAACCCACACUUCCCAGUUCAAGGGCAACAGCAGGGGCCGCCUCCGUGGCGAUAUAGGCGGAACUCCCUGGACAGCUCCCCACAGGGCAACAACAACAAUCACCAGGGAAACAACUACCCCGGCAACCCCAACAACAACGGAGGUGGUCACCAGGGGCGACCGCGUUAUCGUGGAGGAGGGGGGAUGGAGGGAAGAGGAAGGGAGAGGGAUCAGAGAGGAGGAGGAGGGAGGUUUCAGCAGGGGGGAGACAGAGGAGGGUACCAUCACCCCUACUACAUCCCUCCUCACCAACACCUCUACCAGAGCAGUAACCACCCUCCACCAGGGGGCCACAUAUCCCCCCAGGGAAGAGGAGGAGGAGGAGGUGCAGGGUGGUUUCAGGAGGGGUACAGCACCCCCCCUCGCAUGAAGAGGCAGUUUAGUGCCCCCGAUCUGAAGAGCAAGGAGACCCCUGUGUGACCUCUCACCCCUGACCCCACACACAGACAACCUUCCUAUAAGGACACUGCAUAUCCAGCUGACGGGCUUAUGACCUGUCAUAACACUACAUACUGCUGUUAUAACUGAUGCUACUACACUACAUGGUGUAUAAUGUAGCUAUAUGGGGCAUGUGUGUGUCUGCAUGCUUCUGUCUCUGCCAUUGUGUAAUUGAAUACAGAACAGAGUGCGUGUGUCGACGCUUUGCUUAGCACACAACAAUGAGUCUGCACACUCUGUGUCCCUCACACACAACACUACAUAACGCCAGUGUGUGUGUGUGUGUGUGUGUGUGUGUGUGUGUGUGUGUUCCUGCUGUAGGGUUUAGCGUUCUCAUAUACAACAGGUCUUUUUAAAUAUUAGUUCUGAGGGUCUUUCUGAAGGUCAGCAGUUCUGUUUUAGUUGUUGAUACGUUUUCAUGCACCAGCAGGGCAUUAUGGGAGGUGCCUUCGGCGGCCUGGCCCACACGACCUGCUUUCCCGUCCAAAUUACAUCCUUUAUUUGACCUGGACGCGCGUCAACACAAAGACCCAUCAAUCUCAGAUAAAGCAUCCGAGUGACAGAAACAGCACCCCUCUGUCUGUCUCCUCUGUCUCCUCUGUCUAUCUCCUCUGUCCCCUCUGUCUGUCUGUCCCCUCUGUCUGUCUCCUCUGUCUGUUUCCUCUGUCUGUCUCCUCUGUCCCCUCUGUCUGUCUUUCCCGUCUGUCUGUCCCCUCUGUCUGUGUCUCCUCUGUCUGUUUCCUCUGUCUGUCUCCUCUGUCCCCUCUGUCUGUCUCCUCUGUCCCCUCUGUCUGUUUCCUCUGUCCCUCUGUCUGUCUCCUCUGUCCCCUCUGUCUGUCCCCUCUGUCUGUCUCCUCUGUCUCCUCUGUCUAUCUCCUCUGUCCCCUCUGUCUGUCUGUCCCCUCUGUCUGUCUCCUCUGUCUGUUUCCUCUGUCUGUCUCCUCUGUCCCCUCUGUCUGUCUUUCCCGUCUGUCUGUCCCCUCUGUCUGUCUCCUCUGUCUGUCCCCUCUGUCUGUUUCCUCUGUCUGUCUCCUCUGUCUGUCUCCUCUGUCCCCUCUGUCUGUCUCCUCUGUCUGUCUCCUCUGUCCCCUCUGUCUGUUUCCUCUGUCUGUCCCCUCUGUCCCCUCUCCUCUGUCCCCUCUGUCUGUUUCCUCUGUCUCCUCUGUCUGUCUCCUCUGUCCCCUCUGUCUGUUUCCUCUGUCUGUCUCCUCUGUCCCCUCUGUCUGUUUCCUCUGUCCCCUCUGUCUGUCUCCUCUGUCUGUCUCCUCUGUCCCCUCUGUCUGUCUCCUCUGUCUGUCCCCUCUGUCUGUCUCCUCUGUGCCAUCUGUCUCCUCUGUCCCCUCUCUGUCUCCUCUGUCUCCUCUGUCCCCUUUGUCUGUCUCCUCUGUCUGUCUCCUCUGUCUGUCCCCUCUGUCUGUCUCCUCUGUGCCAUCUGUCUCCUCUGUCCCCUCUCUGUCUCCUCUGUCUCCUCUGUCCCCUUUGUCUGUCUCCUCUGUCUGUCUCCUCUGUCUGAUCUGUCCCCUCUGUCUGUCUCCUCUGUCUCCUCUGUCUGUCUCCUCUGUCUGUCUCCUCUGUCUGAUCUGUGUCCUCUGUGAUACUAUUUCUGGCCAGACAGCAUCAGAGACGUAUAGUAACAUUGAGGGGUGCUGAUUGGCUCGAAUGCUUUCUGAGAUAGUUACAGCGGAGAGGAAGUCUCUCCAGAAUAAGCCCAAUGCGUCUCUAUGGGCAUAAUAUGCAGACCUGUCGCCUGCCUACCUGCUAUUAGGACAAUGACUCCCGUUGUUAGGGCGGAGACAUGAGCAUCUAGUCAUUAUAUGCAGAUCUCUGGUUUCAGCCUCUUGGGAAUUGGACAGUUGGCAGGUGCACAGGUCUCUGUUAGGAUACUUCCCUUAAAGAAAAUAGAUGUUUUGCCAAAAUUAUAUAAUUACUCCUGUUGUCCAUUUUUUCAUUGUCUUUUGUUUGGUGCGCUAAAUGUGAGCAAUGAGCAUGUGUCUGGUCUCUCUGCCAUGAUAACGUUGAGGGAGAGCAUGUGUCUGGUCUCUCUGCCAUGAUACCAUUGAGGGAGAGCAUGUGUCUGGUCUCUCUGCCAUGAUACCGUUGAGGAAGAGCAUGUGUCUGGUUUCUCUUCCCUGAUAGUGUUGGGGGAGAGCAUGUGUCUGGUUUCUCUUCCCUGCUAGUGUUGAGGGAGAGCAUGUGUCUGGUUUCUCUGCCCUGAUAGUGUGGAGGGAGAGCGUGUGUCUGGUUUCUCUUCCCUGGUAGUGUGGAGGGAGAGCAUGUGUCUGGUUUCUCUGCCCUGAUAAUGUUGAGGGAGUGUGCGCACCUGAGCAUGCCUAGCAGUAGGCCUACCUGGCCUGCUGCGUGCAUAUGUAGAAAAGCUCAUUUGGGAUGUCUGAUUGUCUUAGCCACAACUAAUCAGCUGAGCCUCUCAGUCAUUUUUUCCUCACACAGUAAGAUAAUGAAGUCUGACAUUUUUUUUUUUACACCCAUUGCGAAUGAUAAUAGUUCCUCACGGUUUUUGAAAAAAACCACUCCUGGCCUAUGAGAAUCACCCAGCCUCGGGGUGAAAAAACCACUCCUGGCCUAUGAGAAUCACCCAGCCUCGGGGUGAAAAAACCACUCCUGGCCUAUGAGAAUCACCCAGCCUCGGGGUGAAAAAAGCUAAAUAUCAUGAUCUGAUGAUCGCAUCAUAUAUCCAGUGGAAACAGCAGAAACUGCUUUCUGUCCCGACCUCACUGGGCCGGAAUAGUUGAUACAAUGUUGCAGGUUCGCUUGCCUUUGGGCUGGACUCAGUUGAUGAUCAAGUCAAGAAGAAUGGAGAGAGAGGCAGACAGCAGAGUAGAGAGAUGAAUGCGAUUGAAAAUGAAAGAAUAAAUAUUUUAUCGGGA